AUGGCUCCGACAGCCUCCUCCUCCUCUGCCCCCAACGCGGGCGACUCCAAGUCCCGUCUCCUCCGCUUCACAGGCCACCGCAACUUUCGUCAACGUCUCAUCCUCUCUCUCGUCUCGCAGCGACCCGUGCGCAUCGACUCAAUCCGACCCGACUCGUCUAGCCCUGGUAUCCGCGAUUUCGAAGCCAACUUCCUCCGUCUCCUCGAAAAGGUCACCAAUGGGUCGCACGUCGAAAUUUCCUACACCGGUACAUCGAUCCUGCUCAAACCUGGAGUGAUCGCCGGAGGCAAAGUGGUGCACGACUGCUCGCUCACCCGCGGUAUCGGCUAUUGGUUGGAAUGGAUGGUAGUCCUGGCGCCAUUUGCGAAGAAGGAGUUGCAUCUGACGCUGCGCGGCGUCACCAACAUGGAUGGCGAUCUGGGCGUGGAUACGAUUCGAACGGUGACAUUGCCGCAUCUGACGCUUUUCCUGCCGUUGGACUCGCUCAGCACGCUAGCUAGCUCGUUGGAGCUGCGCAUCGCCAAACGUGGUUCCGCACCGUUGGGUGGUGGAGAGGUGCAUUUCAGAUGUCCGGUGGUAAAGCACUUGAGCACGGUCAACUUUGUUGCGCCGGGAAGGGUGAAGAAGAUUCGGGGCAUUGCGACUUCGACGAGGGUGAGCCCGCAGAUGGCCAACCGACUUAUUGACGCCGCCCGUGCUGUGUUGGGUCGGUACAUCCCGGAUCUGUAUCUCUUUGCGGAUGUCUAUCGUGGGGAGGAUUCGGGCAAGUCGCCAGGAUUCGCGAUUACGUUGCUCGCAACGUCGACCACUGGUGCGAUCCAUUCGGCGGAAGCGGCGAGUAAGGCGACCGACCCAGGUCUGCCAGAGGACCUCGCACAGUCAGCGGCGAGGAUGCUGCUUGAGGAGAUCGCAAGUAGCGGUUGUGUCGAUAGGAGUCACCAGCCACUGGUGCUCCUGCUCAUGGCACUCAGCCCGCAGGACGUCGCCAAAUGCACCAUGGCUAGCCCCACGGCGAACGCCGUGCAGAUGAUGCGGGAUCUCAAGGAGGCUCUCGGGGUGAGUUUCAAGAUCACCCCCGCCUCCGAUGCAACCACAGCGCUCGUAGAUGGCGCAGAGGAUGACGAUGCAGAAGAGGAGGACGAGCAGAAGAAGAUGCUGCAGAAGCUGGCGAAUCCGGAGCUGUUCGCUUAUAGCUGUGUCGGUGUCAACUUUGGUGGGUUCAAGAAGGUCGGCUAG
This is a messenger RNA of Kalmanozyma brasiliensis GHG001, 1236 nucleotides long. RefSeq names its product RNA 3'-terminal phosphate cyclase, insert domain protein. Gene Ontology annotation, molecular function: RNA endonuclease activity. Bases 1 to 1236 code for a protein of 411 amino acids. NCBI's taxonomy places the organism in Eukaryota, Fungi, Basidiomycota, Ustilaginomycetes, Ustilaginales. Gene Ontology annotation, biological process: endonucleolytic cleavage of tricistronic rRNA transcript (SSU-rRNA, 5.8S rRNA, LSU-rRNA); ribosome biogenesis. Gene Ontology annotation, cellular component: nucleolus. The transcript has a single exon. The record is from RefSeq and is a predicted model, not a curated record.